AUGAGUGGAGACGCGAGUGGGGCGCGCGCGGGAGACGCAGAGGACGCACACGCUCGCAUCACAUCGUCAUCUGUGUUGUGGGAGAGACGCAUCGAGCAGAGUAUUUUUGUGGAUAUCAGUGAUGAUGAAAGCCUGAAUUUCAGUGAUGUACAGGGCGCCUUCACUGUGCACCUGUCCCAGGGGUCUGAUUCACCGGAGAGCCCAAAAUUCACAGACAACACAGAGCUAUCAGGUGAGACUGAAGAGAGCUCCACAGAAAGUGCCGAAUCCAUCAGCAAUGAGCGUUCAGAGCACAAAAACACCAGGAAUAAAUCCACAAACCAUCCAAUACAGAAACAGAGAACUGCAGUAAAGCCGGUCAGUGGAAAACAUCAAGAUGAUGCUAUCAACACCAGUGAUGAAGAGCAUGAGGAGCUCCCAUACGACGGUGCACACACCAAUCACAAAACCAAAUCAAAAUCAUCUAAUCUUUGUGAAACCGUUGCUGGGAUGCCCAUUCAGGAUUUUAACGUUAAAGACACCUUGCAAUCAGUUCUUGCUUCCGAUCACAAAGCAACGCAGGACGUGGCUCCUCCCUCAGCCAAGCCCAUCCAAGCUGCGACCCACAUCACUGAUUUUCUUCUCAGACACUUUUCUCGGGAAGAACUGCUGAACCCAUGCAAGAUGAUCGAUGCUGAGACCCUACCAGAGAUCUCUCUGAUGGACAGCAUUGAUGAAAGCGUGCUGAAUCGAGUUUCUAAUGCUCAACAAGUCAGCUCAGAUGAAAGGGAAAAUGUUCAAAAUAAAUCUGAGGAACCUGAUUCCUCAACUGCUGAGGGUCAUGGCUUGUUUGAAGAUUUAGGAAAAGGUACGCAAGAAGCAGCAAGCAACUGCAGUGAUGCAAACAUAUGCAUCGAUGAUGCAGAUACCAGUCGAGGCUCUGAUGCGGUAUCCAUUGUGGAUGAUGAAGAUGAAGAUAAUCAUCCUAAACUGUCUAAAACAGACCCUAAGCUUACCUUCAGCAGGACCAGGUCCUUCAGUGAAAUGAAAUAUGGACAGGGACAGGUGCAUUACCCUCUACCUGACUUCUCUAAAGUGGCACCUAAAGUUAAAAUACCUAAAGGUAAUGGAUCCGUUAAACCCAUCGGACAGUUACAAACUAUAUCUCGAGUUCAGUCUUCACCGGGAAUUCUGGGUAAAAGCCCCUCCUCGUGUACAGCCACAGCUGAUGUCAUCAGCAGGGUUUUAGAAGACUCUCUUUUCUUCCCAGAUAAGGAAGAACAAGCUGGCCUAGCACAUCAGUUACAGGCUGAGUAUGACAGGUUACUCGCUAAAUACACUGAAACUGAGAAUCUUAUUGGCCAGCAGAUCCAUGCCUCCAGUGAGCCUUCUGUGUCUAUCAACUGGAAUGAGACCAUCGGCAAUAAUGACAACACCAAACUGACAGCAAAUACCCCACAGGCACCAACUGCAGGCAAGAUGUCAUUUUAUGUCUUGCUUUAA
This is a messenger RNA of Paramisgurnus dabryanus, 1482 nucleotides long. It is a transcript of the gene aknad1, whose product is annotated as AKNA domain containing 1. The record is from RefSeq and is a predicted model, not a curated record. Lineage: Eukaryota; Metazoa; Chordata; Actinopteri; Cypriniformes; Cobitidae.